UUGCAGUGGUGCAUUUGACACUUUAGGUGUCCGAACGGCGUCGUUUCUAUGCUUGUUCCUGAUCUCCUUCCUUCUUCGUGAGCCUCAGUCGGAAGUUGGAACUCACAUAAACCCUGGCGCAUCCUAGAUUGCUAGGGCAGAUAUCGAGUGAAUUUGCUUAAUUGCGUAGAAUGCUGUCAUCUGGAGAGGUUAUGUUUUAUCUGAAGGAUCAGUGGAUUGAAGCAGUGCCGCAAUAUGAGCAUAUUCAACAAAAUGAUUUUUCAUAUCGAAAACACAGAAAGCAAAAAGAAGACGACAUUGCCAUCUGCGAAUGCAAAUUUGAUGCCAGUGAUCCUGAGAGUGCAUGUGGGGAGAGGUGCUUGAAUGUUCUAACUAGCACAGAGUGCACCCCUGGUUAUUGCCCUUCUGGUGUCUAUUGCAAGAAUCAGAGAUUUCAGAAAUGUGAGUACGCUAAGACAAAGUUAUUUAAAACUGAAGGCCGUGGGUGGGGUCUUCUUGCUGAUGAGGACAUAAAAGCUGGACGGUUUAUUAUUGAGUACUGUGGAGAAGUAAUAUCAUGGAAAGAAGCAAGGAGAAGAUCCCAAGCCUAUGAAAAUCAAGGUCUAAAAGAUGCAUUUAUCAUUUCACUCAACUCCUCUGAAUCCAUUGAUGCCACUAAAAAGGGCAGCUUAGCUAGAUUUAUUAAUCAUUCAUGCCAGCCUAAUUUUGAGACAAGAAAGUGGAAUGUUUUGGCGGAAAUAAGAGUUGGAAUAUUUGCAAAACAGGAUAUUUCAAUUGGAACUGAACUGGCAUAUGAUUAUAAUUUUGAAUGGUACGGUGGUGCUAAGGUUCGCUGCCUCUGCGGUGCAACCAGCUGUUCUGGAUUUCUGGGAGCAAAAUCUCGAGGUUUCCAGGAGGAUACUUACCUGUGGGAAGACGAUGAUGACAGGUAUUCCGUUGAAAAAAUUCCACUAUAUGAUUCUGCAGAAGAUGAGCCUUUCUCUAAGCUCCUAAAAAUUGCCAACUCAUCCAAUUCUGAGUAUGAUAGUGGCAUGAAUGUUGAAUACUCUGAAAUAACAAAUUUUAAUACGGGAUCUGAGCACCAUGUGGAGUCUGCUGCUCUUGUUGUAAAGCCACUUGAUUCAGUUUCAACGCAAGGUGCAAUUAUGAAUCCAGUAAAAAUAGAAGCCAGUGAAGAGAUGAAUUUGUACUCCCAAGAUGCUCAACAGGCCUUUGCACAAAAGAGGACAAUGAUAUCCUUCAUUGGAGGUAAUAGUACAUGUGGGAAUUAUCACAUGGGACAAGGCCCUAUGCCAAAGAAACGUUCAAAGCAUUAUUCUAAUGUAAAGUUGAAACAACCCCCGCAAAAGCAAGUUGAUGCAAAACUUGUUGCCAAACUCUUAGCAACGAAAGAGGCACAAGAGGAAGUGCUCGCAUAUGAGGAAGUGAAGAAUGACGCAUCCUCCCAGCUUUCUUCCUUAUACAAUGAAAUAAGGCCUGCAAUUGAGGGGCAUGAGAGGGAUAACCAGGAUAGUGUAGCUACCAGCGUAGCGGAGAAGUGGAUAGAAGUAUGCUGCCUAAAAUUGAAGGCAGAAUUUGAUCUUUAUUCCUCCAUUAUCAAAAACUGCCAAAUAUUUCCUUAUAUUGUACCAACACUGAUAUAGAUUGGAGAAGAAGAUCCUUUAGAUCUGCGCUCAA
This is a messenger RNA of Hevea brasiliensis (rubber tree), 1677 nucleotides long. Its product is annotated as histone-lysine N-methyltransferase ASHH1-like. Gene Ontology annotation, biological process: regulation of DNA-templated transcription. The transcript has 11 exons. Gene Ontology annotation, molecular function: histone H3K36 methyltransferase activity; protein binding. Lineage: Eukaryota; Viridiplantae; Streptophyta; Magnoliopsida; Malpighiales; Euphorbiaceae. The record is from RefSeq and is a predicted model, not a curated record. Bases 171 to 1643 code for a protein of 490 amino acids. Gene Ontology annotation, cellular component: nucleus; chromatin.